CUUACUCUAUAAAAUAAAACACACACACAUAUAUACAUAUACAUAUAAAUACAAUGGAUCUCAUCAAUAAAGGCGUUGAACUUAUCAGACGAUCAACCUUAACAAAGAAACAUCAAAAACAUACUAGAAACCUGAGUGGAGAAUCCGAUGCAUCUUCAUCACCCACUAGUAUUUGUAAAACACCCAGCAUCACCAGCAGCAUAACCAGUGAUGAAGGAAGUUGCUAUUCAGGUGGAUACAAUAGUAAUGUCAUUACCCCCUCACAAACACCUGGUAGAAAUUCUGCUUCCAGCGCAACACAGAUUCCCUUAUCUUUCACAAUCACUCCUGCCGUGAACACACCGCCACAAUCACCUGUAAAUAAAGACAUACCUUCACCAUACAAAGAACACUCUAUUCAUCACAUGCCAGCAUCUAAUUUCCCUUCCUCUGCUAUCCCCGACUACCUCUCUUCAUCUCCUGUAUAUGCAUCUCCACUCUCCCCUCUUCCUAGACUUGUUGAACAACAACCUUCCGAUGGUUACUUUAGUAUCCCUCCUUCCACAGACAGUAACGUCUCUACUCCCUCUUCUAAAUUAGUGCCACAAAGAUCUCCCAUGAAGGGUGUUUAUUCACCUCGUCCUGUACAUGUAACCCGUGUUAGCACAAACGCUAUCCCUCGUACUAAGCUCAAAGACAAACAAAGACGUCGUCAGCAUCGUAAAUUGAAGUUGGAUGAUUUCGUCCUGAAGCGUACUGUCGGCACUGGUUCUUUUGGUCGUGUGCAUUUAGCCCAAAGUAAAGUCAAUGGAAAGCAUUAUGCGAUCAAGGCAUUGGACAAAUACGACGUUGUUAGACUCAAGCAGGUCGAACAUAUUAAUAAUGAACCUUCCAUCUUGCGAGAUGUGUCUCAUCCAUUUUUGGUUACCUUAUGGGAUGCAUUCCAAGAUGAUACACAUUUAUUUAUGGUCAUGGACUAUGUCCCUGGUGGUGAGUUAUUUAGCAUCCUGAGAAAGCAAAAGAAAUUCUCUGAACAAGCAGCCAAAUUCUACGCUGCAGAAGUAAUUUUGGCCCUGUCCUACUUGCAUGAAAAUGGUAUCGUCUAUAGAGAUUUGAAACCCGAAAACAUCUUAAUUGAUGCACGUGGUCAUGUUAAAUUGACCGAUUUUGGCUUUGCUAAACGUGUUGAGAAUGUCACUUGGACUGUGUGCGGUACACCCGAUUAUUUAGCUCCUGAAAUCAUUCUCUCCAAAGGCUAUACAAAGGCUGUCGAUUGGUGGGGUCUUGGUGUGCUUAUCUUUGAAAUGGUGGUAGGCCGUGCUCCCUUCUUGGACAAGAAUCCUGUCAAUCUUUACCAAAAGAUUUUGGAAUGUCGUGUCGAUUGGCCUGAAGAUAUCAGCCCAGAGCUUAAAGAUCUUUUGCAAAAUUUACUUACAGCUGAUCUGGAUGCUCGUUAUGCUAGUGAUCAAGUCAAGUCGCAUGAAUGGUUCUCUGAUUACAACUUUGAUCAAGUGUUGAAGCGUAAAGUUAAGCCUCCAUAUAUUCCCAAAGUCAAAGACGAUGGUGAUGCCACUUGCUUUGCAAAGUAUAAAGAACCUGCUCAUCUCUAUGGAAACAUUCGUGGCGAUCCUUUUAGAUCCAAAUUUCCUGCAUUUUAAGAAAUCCUCUCUUACUACAAAUCUUAUAUCCCCUCCCCUCAUUCUUCGCAUUUUCUCAUAAUAAAAAAUUAUCAAUUAAUAUGUCUAUAUACUAUACUAAAAAA
Messenger RNA from Mucor mucedo, 1741 nucleotides. RefSeq names its product kinase-like domain-containing protein. Gene Ontology annotation, cellular component: cAMP-dependent protein kinase complex; nucleus. The record is from RefSeq and is a predicted model, not a curated record. Bases 54 to 1637 code for a protein of 527 amino acids. The transcript has 3 exons. Gene Ontology annotation, biological process: peptidyl-serine phosphorylation. Gene Ontology annotation, molecular function: ATP binding; cAMP-dependent protein kinase activity. NCBI's taxonomy places the organism in Eukaryota, Fungi, Mucoromycota, Mucoromycetes, Mucorales, Mucoraceae.